Molecule: messenger RNA, 2178 nt
Organism: Guillardia theta CCMP2712
Lineage: Eukaryota; Cryptophyceae; Pyrenomonadales; Geminigeraceae
Exons: 17
Coding region: 1-2178 (725 amino acids)
Biological process (GO): transmembrane transport; monoatomic ion transport
Cellular component (GO): membrane
Molecular function (GO): monoatomic ion channel activity
Source: RefSeq, a predicted model, not a curated record
AUGGCGUCGAAGCAUGGCUCGCGGGAGAGGGCGGCGGUGCUGGCGCGAGCAGCGAUCGAGAAGACAAAGAGGAACGACAAGGUCAGAAGCCUCGUGUCAGACCUCCAGAGUGAAGGAGGGCCCGGGGCGAAGAGAGCUUCCAUCAGCGGUCAGUCGGCGACUUCCUUCCCGGAGGAGACGGCGGCGAAGAAAGGUCUGGAGAUGGGGAAGGCGUUCUGGUUGAUCAAGAAGAUGGAGGAGCUGGAGACUGUGGUGAAAGCCAUCGAGAACUUGCCUAAAGUGAACCCCAACAACUUCAUGAGGUACCAGACUUUCAGCAUCAACCUGCUCCUCCAGGAGUCGAGAGUGAAAGUGGAUCGGAGGAGGCGAGCGAACUUCGGUCUCCAUCUUCUGUUGUUCUUCGCCAUCUACACUGCCACAGUCGUCCUGCAGAAGAAUGGGUACAGGAGCGAGAAAGCCACUGAAGCCCUGAUCAAUUACUUCGCUUCUUCACAAUUCUCCGACACCACAUCGAGCGGACUCGAUUGGCCCGACAUGAAGUACAACCCCAACGUCACAGGGUGCGUGCAGGAAACCUGUUCGACCCCCACAUACGAGCUCAAAGGCUUCCUGGACAUCGCGACAAUCCCGGACUUGUUCAGCUGGAUGCAGAUACAACUGGUCGGAAACUUCUACGUUGACAGCUGGUCGAAUGGCGAUGCGAUGACGACAAGGGAAAUGAACACGGUAGUUCAGAGAAUGCGGCCGAUCCACGGACCUCGGGCCUCGCAGAUGUUGGAGGUUCUCAAGGGCGACUUGUGGGUUGACGUCUCGACCCAGUGGAUGCGCAUUGACAUCAACAUGAUGAAUCCUGACGAGAACUUGUUCGUCGGUGUGCAGGCGAUGCCGAUUUCUUACUACAACUUCAAACAAAGCCAAGACAUCGUACGAGCUGUCCUCGAGCUCAUCACUAUCCUGAUCUGGGCCUUUCAUUUCUUCCGCAUGUCUCUGAAUGUCGUCGCUUCCUUCCGCGACCGGCACCUGAGCUCCUUCAUCAAGCAGUACAGCUCGAGACGGGAGGGAGAUCUCCUCUAUGAGUUUCAAAUCGUCUUCUUCAUCGUCCUCUUCGCUCUCUGGCUCAGCAUCAUCAACAACCCACUGAGAAAAGGGAUUCAGGUCACCCCUGAGCUGCUGACGUGGGAGGGGCGCGAGGUCUUCCUCAUGGACACGAGCAUCGUCGCUCGAGCCUACUGGAUCCUCAACGGGAUCAACUCGCUGGUCUUCCUCCUCCGCUUCCUCGCCCUUGCCAAGGUCAACCCGAGGUUCUCCCUCCUCUCGGAGACCAUGGAAAACAUGGCAUGGCAGCUGCUCAACUUCGCCAUCGUCUUCCUUGUCUUCCUCUUCUUCUUCAGCAUCGAGGCCAUGAUGAUGUUCGGAGAUAAAAUCCCCGGCUUCUCCUGGUUCGGCGUCUCCCUCAUCGAAGUGAUCGGGAUGGUAGUGGGAGGAGGAGGAAGCUCGACCAGCAGGAGGACAGGAGGAGGCGCUGCCCUGGUGGACGUCGUGGACUACGAUCACUUGCGUCAGGUGGGGAGAUAUGGUAGGGGAGAGACGGAGGGAGGAUCGAGAAGAUCAGUUUCACCAGCUGCUUGGGUUUAUUUCUAUCCGGUAAUCUUCAUGCUUUCAUUCAUCAUCAUCAACAUCAUCAUCGCCAUCAUCGGCGAGGCGUACGUACGAGUCAAGGACGCUCAGGAUCCGGACAACCCCAUCUACUCGGGCCCUCCCUCGGAGAGGAAGAACAAGUUUCCCAUCCCCUUCUCCACCCAAGUCUACCGCGGCCUCCGCCAUCGGCUCGGCUUCGGCAAGGAGGAGUAUGAGAUAUCCAAGGAGAGCAUCGUCGAAAUCUUCUCGAAGAUUCAAAACGUGGACAUGGAUUGUACCACCGUCGAGGAUCUUGUCUUCGCGCUCAACUCUCAGAGCCUCGGGCUCAACUUCGGUCACAUCGAAUGGCUCAUCAAGCGCUACCCCUGCAUAGUGCAUGACAUGGAAUCGCUGGAGGAGCUUCUGGAAAAGAGAUUGAUAGCACCCAGCAGCACGUUGAACGAGGUCAAAGAGAUCUCAGUGGCGGUGGAGAAUGUUGUUAGCAGACAGGCCUCCAUCCAUGCCAAGGUGGACGUUCUCAUCAGGAAGAUCAUGGCGUGA